This is a messenger RNA of Entelurus aequoreus (snake pipefish), 3446 nucleotides long. It is a transcript of the gene ptrh2, whose product is annotated as peptidyl-tRNA hydrolase 2. Gene Ontology annotation, biological process: positive regulation of anoikis; negative regulation of anoikis. Bases 140 to 655 code for a protein of 171 amino acids. The transcript has 2 exons. Gene Ontology annotation, molecular function: peptidyl-tRNA hydrolase activity. The record is from RefSeq and is a predicted model, not a curated record. NCBI's taxonomy places the organism in Eukaryota, Metazoa, Chordata, Actinopteri, Syngnathiformes, Syngnathidae. Gene Ontology annotation, cellular component: cytosol; mitochondrion.
GUUUUACAAACGCCCUUAUUCACUGACUCGAUACAACCUGCGGGGGGCAGUAACAUAACUUUACUGAUUUCCGGUCUGUAACACAAGGAAAACCCACUUCCGCUGUGGUCGGCGUGUUGGAACAUUUUAGGUUUCAAACAUGGACGUGCUUUGUGGUCCAAUGGCCUUGGGUGUGGUCACUGGACUCGGCUGUGGGAUCCUUCUGGGUUGGCAACUACGGUCCCGAUUGGGGCUAACCUCCAAAAGCCUGAAGGCGGUUAUGGGAAAUGGUUGUGGUGAGGCGAGCGUGAUGGGAGAAGGAGGAGAGUUCAAGAUGAUCCUGGUGGUCCGGAACGAUCUGAAGAUGGGUAAAGGCAAGGUGGCAGCUCAGUGCGCCCACGCCGCGGUGGCGGCCUACAAACAGGUCCAGCGCAGAAACCCAGACCUGCUCAAACAGUGGGAGUACUGCGGCCAGCCCAAGGUGGUGGUCAAGUCUCCUGACGAGGACACCCUCAUUCAUCUUCUGGGUCACGCCAACGAAGUGGGACUCCCUGUGAGUCUGAUCCAGGAUGCAGGGAGGACACAAAUCGCUCCCGGCUCUCGCACAGUGCUUGGUAUCGGCCCAGGCCCCGCUGGUCUCAUUGACGAAGUCACUGGAGACUUGAAGCUUUACUGAACUUCCUGCAUAAACAGUUCUGUCUUUCAUACAAGAGAAGACGUGUCAUGUCUUGCUGUUGGAAAAAGUUUUUAAUAUUUUGAUGACUUUAAUUACAUGAGUUUGUUCUCCACCUCCGCAAACCACAAUCAUAAACCUGGCUCAACUGUUGCAUUUCUGCCAGUUAGUAAACAUCUCUCUAGAUAACACAGUAGUUUUAUUGUGGCCUUUAAUUUUACUAGUACUCCAUUACUUUGCUGGGAUUACUUUACCAUCAAUGGUCACACUUUGUUAGUUCAAAGUGUUUCUUGAGUACAACAAUUGAAUGAACUCAUGUCAUUUUUAAUUAUAUGAAGCGGUUCAUGGUUAGACUUUUGUAAUAUAGGGUUAGAGGUGGCAUACAGAAAAAUCAGGAUGUCAAAACGUAUUUUGUAUUGAAAAUGUAUUUACAAUCAACAUAUGCAGUUCAUUCUUCAUUUUACAGUAUGAAAUAGUUCUGAGGAAACGUUACUUGCUGCAAUGGACGUGUCUACAGGCCUUUUACUGCAAUGUAUUUUAUGAACUUUGAGCAGAAGUUCUGUAGUUCAACAAAAAACUAUAUAUUCUUUACCAAGCUGAAAUAAGAAAUUGUACUUGUUAACUGAAGAAUAUGUAAAAUGGUCUUGUACAGUUUAUUAAAAAGCAGAUGUGAAUGUUCACAUUCUCAGAGAAGAAAAAAAUAUUCGAGAUGAAAUAUUUUCUUUCUUAAUGUAAGCAGUGUAGCAUGUGCCAUAUCAAACUGCCUUGCAAACAGCUCAGGAUUUUAGCUCGCUGCCCAGCGCGCUCGCCUCUUACUCAGCGAACUCAUUUUAGAGCAGAUAUUUUACAGAAGCGCUACUUGAAAACAGUUGGCUAAAACCAAUACAAUUGAAGAUUAGCAUCUUAGCUUUAUGUUAAAGAUUACAAGUUGUCACAUCUGAUAUCGUAUUACCAAUUUUAUUUUACCAUAUGUUGAUGGCCAUUAAAAGAAACAAGCUGAUGGUUGAAAAUGUGUUUUGACAAUACAGUUGCACACAAAUAUGUAAUUUCAACAUCUACAGACUUAAGGAAAAUGUCUACCAUGUUUACGUUAUUUGAACUUUGCAAAUUACAUUUUAAAUAAAGAAUUACUAAAUUUAGACUUUAGUAGUUUGUAGGGCUGUGAAUCUUUGGGUGUCCCACAAUUCGAUUCAAUAUCGAUUCUUGGGGUCACAAUUCAAUUCAAAAUCGAUUUUUUUUCCCCAAUUCAACACGAUUCUCGAUUCAAAAACGAUUUUUCCCCGAUUCAAAACGAUUCUCUAUUCAUUCAAUACAUAGGAUUUCAGCAGGAUCUACCCCAGUCUGCUGACAUGCAAGCAGAGUCCUGAAGGAAUCAAAGUAUUAUCUAUCUAUCUAGUAGAUUUUUGUAAAAAGCUUUUAUAAUUGUAAAGGACAAUGUUUUAUCAACUGAUUGCAAUAAUGUAAAUUUGUUUUAACUAUUAAAUGAACCAAAAAUCUGACUUAUUUUAUCUUUGUGAAAAUAUUGGACACAGUGUGUUGUCAAGCUUAUGAGAUGCGAUGCAAGUGUAAGUUUGGAUGUGGAAAUUUUACCACAACCUCCUUCCAGGAAGCCUUUAACAAAAAAUAAAAUUCAACCUAUGAUUGAUGAAUCAUUAACGUUUGUACUGUGUAGAUUUUGGAACAUGUAAGCUUUAUGCAUAUUAUGGUUUGUUGUUUUAUUGGCUUGUGGUACAUUGUAGAAAUGGAAAACCUUUUGAAAAAGUAAAACUGGAAAGACGAGCAAAACUGUACAACAUGAAGAGAAAAAGCUGAAUUAUUGAUACCAAAAAAACUACCACAAUACUCUAUUUUAAUGCAUAUCAACUCUUCUUUGCCCUUUUUGUGUAUUUCAUAAGCAUUGUUAGAUGUCAUACUGAUACAGGUGAGUGGUUCUAAAUGUGAGAUACUUCAUUAUGGUAGAAAUACUGGCAUACAUUGUACAGUUUUUUAAUAUGUGUCAUUCUACUCAUGUUGGACAUAAAUCAACAUUAAUUCUAAGAUGUAAUCAAUACACUGGUCAAUUAAAAUUGACAAUUGAUGACUUACUAAAAGACUUUGACAAACCAGAAGCUUUUAUUUUUAGUGGAAAACAAAAGGUUUUUUUCAUUCAUUCUCAUCCUGGUUAUGCACAAUUUCUUUCUAGGAUGGUUCAAGAUUAUACAAUGAAAAAGGAGCAAAUGAUUGGUUUGUUUGCUAGAUGUACUUGAAAUGACCACCAGAUCAUGUGACGUGUGUCAACUACCAUAUUUGUCAAGCACAAUUACAGCUAAGAGUCGGAAUGUUGCGUUUUAUAAGCGCCUUGAUAUCGCCAUGAUGACAGUGUGGAUGUACAAAGUCCUGCAUAGACUGGAAGGAGUCCACAUUGAAAAAAAUCAGGGGGACGUGAGUGGGACAAAUGUAGUGUUUGUGGGCUGUGGUGGUCACAUGAUCAAAUAGAAUAUACAAUAUUAAGUGUGUUUUAGUCAGAGAAUGCUGCUCACACAAGAAAAGGAAACUUCUACAAGAAUUUCUUCUCACUACUGAGUGCAAAUCAGGUGCUUCAUCACAACAGACCCCUUUUCUUUUACCCAGAAGAGAACUAGCUCUUCUUCCUGCCGCCCACCCUAUUCUACAUAAACCUUUCACCUUUCUAACGACAUAGAAGAAAUUAAUCCAAACGGAAUGUGAGAAUAUUCAUCUUUGUGAUUAAAUCUUUGACAAAAAAAACAAGAGUCCUUCAUGAAAGCUUUAAGGGAGAAAAGUAGAAACAAAAAGG